Molecule: messenger RNA, 1273 nt
Organism: Talpa occidentalis (Iberian mole)
Lineage: Eukaryota; Metazoa; Chordata; Mammalia; Eulipotyphla; Talpidae
Product: SNRPN upstream reading frame protein-like
Exons: 1
Coding region: 973-1188 (71 amino acids)
Cellular component (GO): nuclear speck
Source: RefSeq, a predicted model, not a curated record
AACUAAGUUUCAUACAUUUGUCUCCUUUAAGGUGUGCCUUAAAGGAAUCAAUAUUGAUUCAGUAUCUUUUUAUUUCUCUUAUGAGGAUGCUAUUGAUGCUUAGAAAUAUGUCACUGUCUUUUAUAUUAGCAUACCAAUGAAUUUUGGUUUGCCAGCACUUUCCUUUAAUACCCUGAAGAUAUUAUUGUGUGAUCUUCUGGCCACUAUCUCUGCAGCUGAGAAGUCUCAAGUCAGUAUAAUUGGUUUCCCUUGAAGGUAAUUUGCAUUUCUUCCUACUAACUAAAUUUUACUAUCUCUGAUAGUCUACAGUUUUUAUUCAGUGUUUCCCAUGAAUUUUUAAAAUGUAUUCAGUAUGGCUUAUGGUAUAUAUACUUGCAGAUCAAGGAUCUUAACUUCAGCGUAGGAUAAAAAUAACCACUAUCUCUAACAUUGCUUCUUUUCUACUUCUGACCUUGUCUUCUGGAAUUCCUAUUGGAUUCAUAUUUAUGUCUUUGGUCCAUCUGAAAUUUCUGAAUGUAUGAGGUGGGAUCUAUGGCUUUCCCUGUUAGUCAUUUGCCCAUAUACCACUUAAUGAUUAGCUCCUUUCUCUCACUGAUUUACAAAGUGCUGCCUUUAGAAAAAGAAAAAUAUCAGGUGUUAUCACUUAUAAUAGGAGGAAUAUAGGGAAAAUGAACAAAGGGUCAAAAAAAAAAAAAGACAGAACCCAUAGGCACUAUAGAUCUGAGGGUACACGCUGGGAAGGAGGAGGAAAAGGGAUGAAAAUGGGAAAGAGCACAUGGGACCGGUGAUGGCUCAUAAGGCUGUGGUGGGUAUUUACAGGGACUAUACCUGAGGGGAGAAAUCAAAAACUGUACAAAAUGAACAUCAAUGUAAAAAAUUUUUAAAUAAAAGGGAAAACAAAAAUAAAGUGCUAGAUGCCAGUGCCCGCGGGAGAUGCCUGACGCGCUUUUCUGAGGAGCAGCCAGCGGCGCGAUGGAGCAGGCCAGAGACCGCUUACACCUGAGACGGACAACUGAACAGCACGUACCAGAGGUGGAAGUCCAAGUCAAACGCAGAAGGACCGCCUCUCUGAGCAACCAAGAGUGUCAGCUGUACCCAAGGCGAUCACAGCUGCAGCAAGUACCUGUGGUGGAUUUCCAGGCAGAACUGAGACAGGCAUUCUUAGCUGAGACACCAAGAGGUGGUUAAAGCAAUAUUGGAAGAUCAAGGUAGUUGAUUCCAGGCAAAAAACAAGUGUAUUUGAAUCAGCCAACAAUGUAAUAAAGAUACUAUC